AUGUGUUUUGAAAGGAGUCGUCAGGCAAAGCUCAUCCUCUUGAGUAUUCUCGCUGUGGUUUGUGGAGCGAAGCUUCCGAGGCCGAAAUCUUCCCUCAAAUAUGCCACGCUGGACUAUUUCAAGGACGACAAGGACAUCGCCUUGCCCGAAGACGACGACGAGGACAAGCCGCCAACGAUCUUCGAAGGUGACAUCAAGAAAGCAAAGAUCCUGAACCAAGAGAACCUGAAUCAGGGCAAAGGGAAAUUCAAAUACACUCUAGAGACGCAGAAUGGCAUCUCCAUUCAGCAAGCGGGAAAGCUGAAGGACGAGAAGACUUUCGUGGUCAUGGGAAGUUAUUCCUACACAGGCGCCGAUGGGAAGCGAUACAGAGUCAAGUACACAGCCGAUGAGUUCGGAUAUCAUCCCAUAACCGAACUGGAAGUCGACAUUCCAGAAAUUGAGAUACCCGUGAAGAAAUUGGAGCCUCUGAAGCCUCUGAAUUUCAAUUUCAACAACUUCAACCACCUCGAAGCGCCCCCGAAGCCUGCAAAGAUCCAAGUCCGGAAUCCUCAGCAGGACUUCUUUGAGCAUCCCCGAGGGGAGAACCCCUUCGCCAUCACAGACGAGAAGGUGUCUGUGGACCGAAUGUACCUGCCGCCCAGGACGUACUUGCCACCGUCAAAGUGACCUCCUGAAGCCCCAAAAGCUUCCAAAAAGCCGCGCCAGUCAUCAGAUUGAGGUUAAGUUUCAUUAAGUUCAGGGAAUUGUUUCUCACCUGUACUUCCCUUACGUCGUUCACUGCCCCGUAGAAUGUUGAAUAAGAAACAAUAAUAAAUCACAC
This is a messenger RNA of Phlebotomus argentipes, 823 nucleotides long. RefSeq lists its product as uncharacterized. The record is from RefSeq and is a predicted model, not a curated record. Gene Ontology annotation, molecular function: structural constituent of chitin-based larval cuticle. Gene Ontology annotation, cellular component: chitin-based extracellular matrix. The coding region runs from base 1 to 669 and encodes 222 amino acids. Lineage: Eukaryota; Metazoa; Arthropoda; Insecta; Diptera; Psychodidae. The transcript has 4 exons.